Messenger RNA from Hippocampus comes (tiger tail seahorse), 2080 nucleotides. RefSeq names its product PR domain containing 13 (gene prdm13). NCBI's taxonomy places the organism in Eukaryota, Metazoa, Chordata, Actinopteri, Syngnathiformes, Syngnathidae. Bases 72 to 1976 code for a protein of 634 amino acids. Gene Ontology annotation, biological process: regulation of gene expression. Gene Ontology annotation, cellular component: nucleus. Gene Ontology annotation, molecular function: protein binding. The record is from RefSeq and is a predicted model, not a curated record. The transcript has 4 exons.
GUCCUCCUCCUCUCCUCUUCCUCCUGGAACCGUCUUCCCCGCACUCUCUCACUCGGCUUCCAUCAGUCUUCAUGGUUCUGAUCUCACCCCACGCAAUGCAAGCCACCCGGGCGUCCGCCACUGUCAGUGUGGUUUCAGACUGUGGAAUCCCUGCCGGGCUCAGGAUAGGUCCGGUUCCUGGCGUCUUUAAAUUGGGGAAGUACCUGUCAGACCGCAAAGAAGUUGGGCCCAAGAAAAAGAUUCGCUUGGUGCGGGAAGAGUGUGUGGAUGAGUCCGGCUGUCCCGUGUCAGACUGGAUCGGAUGCAUCCGAGCCGCCAGAAACAGUCAAGAACAAAAUCUAGAGGCUGUGUCUGACCUACCUGGCGGACAGAUAUUUUACCGCGUGAUGAGAGAAAUUCCUGCGGGAGAAGAGCUCAGUGUUUGGUACUCUAACGCUUUGGCCCAGUGGUAUGACGUGCCCACGACGGCCACCCCCACUCACGACGAGAAAGGUGAAGAGCGUUACAUCUGUUGGUACUGCUGGAGAAUCUUUAAAUACCCCAACACACUCAAAGCCCACGUCCACUUCCACUGCGCUCUCAGCAACGGGCGCGGGUUCGUGAACAGCGAGCAAAUCAGAGGCACGGAGACCUUCAGCAGGUCACCAAAGUCUGGAGACAUCCCCAACACGUCUUCCUCGCCCAGGAGUUCACAGACCAUCUCCUCCAUCUCCGACUCCAGCAGGAGGCCACUGACCUCACCAUUUUUGGGCAAGGCCGGUCUGCUGAAGAAAAGCAGCUCCGAGGAGCAGGACAGAGCCUUGGACAUGAGCGUCACCUCAUCCCGGAACCAAGGACACAUGCUCGGCCUCGGCGCAGCAUCCUCGAUGCUCACUUCCAUGGGCUUUCACCCAGGUGUCCGUUCCGCAUUCAAGCCAACAGGCGUCGCUAAGGUCCCGAGCGGUGACGCGCAUCGAGAGGACGCCAGCUCCAAGCUGGGCGCAUUGGGAUUCGGCAAAGCCGUGGGGAACAUGAAACCGAUGCGAAACGUGGUGGGCGAGACGCUCAACGGAAGCGGGAAUCCCGCGGCCAAAUGCGCCCCAGGGCUGGUUGACUCUGCCAGCGUGGUGCCAUGUGCCAACGCCAUCAGAGGCUUCCCACUUCUCCCUCACAUAGAGGAAACAUCGGCUUUCAAACACGUCGAGAGUCGAGUGCACGCCGGGCUGUCGCCGUCCCGCUACCCGCACAUGCACCCGGGACUCCACUUUGAAAGGUUCUCCUUGCCCAACUUUGACGGCGUCAAGACUUACGGUGGAGACUGUAAUAUCCCCCUGAUGCCCUUCACCGUUUACAACGGAGAGCUUCUGUACAGUUCGCCCUAUUACCCUCUUAAAUUCCACUUCAGCAAUCUCCUCAAGUACCCGGAGUCCAUGCCUUACUUUGGCGCGCCCUCCCUAAGCCAAGACAUGGGCACAAUCACCAACAUUGACCGGGAAAUAGCCAUGCACACGCAACAGCUCUCCGAAAUCGCGAAUGAGAAGAACCGGACCAGACUCGACCCCUUGCCCGCCGGAAGCACCAGCAACGCCAACUCAGGCAAACCAAAAAAGGGACACUUGUGUCUGUAUUGCGGCAAACUGUACUCCAGGAAAUACGGCCUGAAAAUCCAUAUGAGGACUCACACCGGCUACAAGCCGCUGAAGUGCAAAGUGUGUUUCCGGCCCUUCGGGGACCCAAGCAACCUGAACAAGCACAUUCGACUCCACGCGGAGGGCAACACCCCCUACAGGUGCGACUUCUGCGGCAAAGUUCUGGUGCGGAGGAGAGAUUUGGAAAGGCACGUCAAAUCUAGACAUCCCGGCCAGAGCAUCAAGAAGUUGGAUGACAAAGCGGGCCUGUUCGAGGACGCCGAGCUGAAGAGCGACAACGACAGCGACGUGGACGUCUGCUUCACCGACGACCAAAGUGAGCCCGAAUCCAGCAAGAAUAACGACUGAGACACUCAAACAAACAAACAGACUAACAAACAAACGUCAAUAUUAAUAAAACUGGCUUUGAAUUGUGUACGCCCCACCCGCCCCAAAAGAUUUUAUUUAUACCC